AUGGCACCCAAUCCUAUUUUCAGCACAUUAAUCCAACCACCGCCAGGCCUCAGCGCAAAGCUGGUCCUCCCCACCUCAACCCCCAACACCAACCCCACCACAUUCAACGAUGCAAUGAAAAUCCGCAUGCACGUCUUCGUCGACGAACAAAACUGUUCCGCAGAGGCCGAGAUCGACAGCGACGACAACCGGAGCUGGCACUGGGUAAUCUACGACGGGACCACACCGCCGCCACACAGCCAGAUAACCAACGCAGAGGCAGAGGCUGAGGCCGAGGCAGAGGCGGUGUACGACUGGACGCAUGAGCCGUGUAUCAAGUUGACUCGGGUGGCGAUCAUGCCAGAGUACCGCGGCCUCGGACUUGGGCGACAAUUAGUGGAGACGGCAUUGGACUGGGCGGCUGCGCAUGCGGCGGAGAUAGACGAGGCUGCUGCGUUGAUCGGCGCAAGGGCGGAGCGGGAGAGUGCUCCGCCCUGGAAGGGCCUCGUGCUUGUUCAUGCUCAAGUGGAUGUGGAGCGGAUGUAUGCAAGACUUGGAUUUGUGACUGAAGAGGAGUUGGGGACUUGGUACGAGGAAGGCAUAGAGCAUCGUGGAAUGUUUCGUAGAUUGGCCUUGAGUUGA
This is a messenger RNA of Penicillium canescens, 621 nucleotides long. Its product is annotated as GNAT family N-acetyltransferase. Lineage: Eukaryota; Fungi; Ascomycota; Eurotiomycetes; Eurotiales; Aspergillaceae. The coding region runs from base 1 to 621 and encodes 206 amino acids. The record is from RefSeq and is a predicted model, not a curated record. The transcript is spliced from 2 exons. Gene Ontology annotation, molecular function: acyltransferase activity, transferring groups other than amino-acyl groups.